Sinocyclocheilus rhinocerous is the source of this 1185-nucleotide messenger RNA. RefSeq lists its product as uncharacterized. Bases 105 to 1142 code for a protein of 345 amino acids. Lineage: Eukaryota; Metazoa; Chordata; Actinopteri; Cypriniformes; Cyprinidae. The transcript has 7 exons. Gene Ontology annotation, cellular component: membrane; cell-cell junction. The record is from RefSeq and is a predicted model, not a curated record.
AUUGCGUCUCAUCCUGUUUAAGACAUUUACUGCAACAGAUCUUGCAGGUGCUCAACAGGAAAUCUGGUGUCUUAUUUUCAGUCUUCAAAGUCGAGCUGACAGCUAUGAAACUCAUUCUGCGGUGGAUUUUUUGCUUUAGUUUAGGUUUUGCCGUUGAUUGCCAAGAGAAUCGUUAUGGAUUGAAAGGAAGCUCAAUCCAACUGAGCAUCAGUCCCAGAAAUCAGUCACAUUUGCAAGAACCUGUAUGGCGACGAUUCAACAGGAAAGAGUUGCUUGCAAACUCAAAGGGAGUUCCCGCUAAAUAUAGGAAACGAAUGAGCUUAAACGUCUCCGACUGGUCUUUGACCAUACACGACCUUCAGGAAAAUGACAGCGGACAAUAUGAGGCCCUUUCGAACUUCGAGGAAGAUAUUCUGACUGCAUUCACACUUACAGUGGAGAACACUGUCUCUCAGCCUGUAAUUAAAGUGAGUCAAUAUGACUUGAAUUCAUCUGUGUGUCAGGCCACAGUAAACUGUUCGGUUGAUGGCAGCUGGGCCAUGUUUGACUGCGACCAAAGUCUCUGUGCAAAGACACAAGGCAAUCUAUCCUCCAUUAACAUCACUAUUGCAAUGGACAACGGAGACAUCCAGUGCCGCGUCAACAACCACGUGAGCAAGAAUCGUUCUCAGGCUCCCAAAGUUACGUGCCAUGAAAAGCGACGAAGUGAUUCGCGCUAUCCACCGUCACUCAUCACGUGGAUCAUUGUCACCAUUGGUGUUGGUGUUUUAUUGGGUUUGUUUAUGGGUUUCAUUGUAGUAUUUGUCAAGAGAAGAAAGUGUUCAAAAGUUCAUCCGCAGUCCAGUCAUGCUGUGAUUCAACAGCAUCAUGAAACAAUCUACUGCACAGUGGAAAAGCCGUCCGCAUCCCAGACAUCCCCAGGAAACAACACCGUCAGCAACAAAGUAGAAACCAUCUACGACACUCCAUCACGACAUACCAAGGCUUGUCAAGUAGACAGUGUGGAGGUGAUGAGAGACAAUCAGGAGCAACAGCAAUCUGGACACGACAGAACUAUUAAAGUAAAAGCUACAGUUCACCAGGCAGCAGAACCAGAUUCAGAACCAAUAAACACAGUUUACUGCAAACUGGGAGAGAUAUGAUAUAAACACACACAUACUGUACAUGUCUGAGAUGUCACUUCAG